AUGGUGAAAAACUCAUUAGCCUUUGAAGCAGAAACUUUUCGUAAAAUUCAACCUCAGGAAUAUUUACGUAGAUUUAUUCAAGGACAUAUUAGACCCGAUGGAAGAUCAUUAAGCCAAUUUCGCCCAACCACGGUUAAUCAAAGUUGUAUAACGACUACAAACGGAUCUUCUAUGGUCAGGAUAGGGAAUACUACCGUCGUUUGUGGUAUAAAAGCUGAAGUGGCCACACCUAAAUUUAAUACACCUCUAGAAGGAUACUUAGUUCCGAACAUCGAUCUCUCACCUAUUUGUUCUCCAAAGUUUAAACCUGGGCCACCGGGUGAACUGGCCCAAGUGUUAAGUGAAAAUUUGAAUAAUCUACUAAAAAG
Cetraspora pellucida is the source of this 368-nucleotide messenger RNA. The record is from the annotation of a GenBank genome assembly. Lineage: Eukaryota; Fungi; Glomeromycota; Glomeromycetes; Diversisporales; Gigasporaceae.